Teleopsis dalmanni is the source of this 2172-nucleotide messenger RNA. Its product is annotated as protein aubergine-like. Gene Ontology annotation, biological process: regulatory ncRNA-mediated gene silencing. The coding region runs from base 1 to 1581 and encodes 526 amino acids. The transcript is spliced from 5 exons. NCBI's taxonomy places the organism in Eukaryota, Metazoa, Arthropoda, Insecta, Diptera, Diopsidae. The record is from RefSeq and is a predicted model, not a curated record. Gene Ontology annotation, cellular component: P granule. Gene Ontology annotation, molecular function: piRNA binding.
AUGACUUCGAUAACUGUUGGUGUACACAAUGGAAAUAACGUACUCUACAAUGAGCUAAGCGAUCGUUAUGUGCUUACUACUACUGCAACGGAUCCUUCAGUUCAACCUGGACAAGGUGGUCAAGGUGGUCAGUCACAAAAUGGCACUACACUUCCUGGCUUAUCAACGGAUCCAUCCACAGCAACGCAUCCCUCAGUUCAGCCUAGUCAAGUUGGUCAAGGUGGUCAAUCACAAACUGGCACUCAACUUCCAUGCUUAUCAACGGAUCCUUCUACAAGUACUUCCGCAGCGGAUCCCUCAGUUCAGCCUGGACAAGGUGGUCAGGGUGGUCAAUUACAAACUGGCACUCAACUUCCUUGCUUAUCAACGGAUCCAUCCACAGCAACGGAUCCCUCAGUUCAGCCUGGACAGUGUGGUCAAAGUGGUCAAACACAAACUGGCGCUCAACUACCUGGCUCAUCAAUGGAUCCUUCUACAAGUACUACUGCAACGGAUCCCUCAGUACAAGCUAGUCAAGCUCGGAAAACUGGAAGGUCACAGAAUAUAACCACUAAAGGCCAAAUUCUUUUUUAUAUCGAAAUGAAGGAUGACAGAAAUAAUUCUUAUGCUUCAGCUAUAGAUGUUGCUGCAUCUCAGGAUCCGCAGAUCAUUAUGGCGGUACUUUUCAGUCCCAACGAAGAAAAAUAUGCUGUAAUUAAGAAAAAGUGUUGCGUUGAUAGAGCAGUUGCUUCACAAGUUGUGACUAUGAAGGUUAUUGCACCACGCCCAGAAAAGUCGGCUGGUCUAAUGUCAAUAGCAACGAAGGUUGUCAUUCAAAUGAACGCUAAAUUGCGCGGAAUUCCAUGGAUGAUUGAUAUGCCUAAUCUUGGUAUUAUGACAUGCGGUUUUGAUGUAUGUCAUUCAACUAAAAAUAAAAAUAACUCAUAUGGCGCAUUUGUUUCAACAAUGGACAUAAGGAAAUCUUCGAGAUAUUAUUCAUCAGUCCAAGAACAUGUAAAAGGCCAAGAAUUAUCAAAUUAUUUAACGCUAAGUGUAGCGAACUCUUUACGAGCAUAUCUGGAGGAGCAUCAAUGCUUGCCUGAACGUAUAGUAUUUUAUCGCGAUGGAGUUGGUGAUGGUCAGCUGCACCAAGUUGUAAACCAUGAAGUUAAAGCUCUAGUCAAUAGAUUAGACGAAAUAUAUAGUAGCAAGGGAAGUGCACCACCACGCUUUGCAUUUAUAGUUGUAUCCAAAAGAAUCAAUACGCGAUACUUUCUUAAAGGUCGCAAUCCUCCACCUGGUACCGUUGUGGACGAUAUUAUUACUUUACCAGAGCGUUAUGACUUUUAUUUAGUGUCGCAGUCUGUAUUCCAAGGUACAGUCUCUCCUACCAACUAUAACGUUAUACACGAUACAACAGGCUUCAAGCCAGAACAUAUUCAAAUGCUUAGUUACAAAAUGACUCACAUGUAUUAUAAUUGGGCUGGUACCUGCCGCGUACCUGCAGUGUGUCAAUAUGCUCAUAAAUUGGCAUUCUUGGUAGGUGAGAACAUCAUGCGUGCUCCAUCUACUGCACUCGAGAAGAAUUUAUAUUUCUUGUAAGAAAUAAAAAAAAACAUUCUGUAUAUAUAUAUCUAUAUACAUAUAUAUAUAUCUAAUAUUAAGUACAUUUUUUCUUUAUAAUUCCAUUUAAUUUUUAUUUUAUAUUAGUUGACGGCGCUAAAGACGCUUCAAAUUUACUUUUUAUUUAAUUUGUUGCACACUGAGGUAACAUAAGUGCUAAAAUAAUACCUCAUACUUGAGUUUAAUGAACAAACUUUUGCUAACUAUUUGCUUUAAUUUGAAUAUUUUUUUAUAAAAAACAAAACAAAAAACAAAUGAAAUAUCAAAAAUUUGAAUUUAAUUCAAACAAAAACAUUUAGAUUCCAUUUUCGUUUGGUGUACUUUACCUCACAACUCGAAUGUUGUAGAUAUUUUUCCUAUGAGGACAUUCCAUAUGUUCCUGAAAUAAUUUACCAAAAUAUGAAUCUGUUUUUGUUUAAAGAUUUUAUAGAAUAAGAAUAAAUAUUAUCGUAUCCAUUAAGUUUAUUUUUGCGAAUUGAUUUACUUUUAUAAAUUCAUUAUAAUUUUGUAAAUUCAAUACACUUUUUUAUUAUCAUUACAUUUUAUAAAUUUUUUGAAUAAACUAUUAAC